GCUCCCUUCACGCGCUGCAGUCGUUCGCGUUUCCUGUACGCAAGAAGCAUCGCGCGCUGUUGGGAGAGCGAACGGUUCCUCGAAGAGAAGUUACGGUGCGUCGCAGAGCAGUUAGGCGAGACUAGAUAUGUGAUUAUAGCGGACAGAAAAUUACGCGACGUUUCUUUGGGAUAUUCUGUUAGCCUUUGCCAGGAAUUGACGUGUCUUUGUAGUAACGUAACUGCACUUCGCAAUGUCCCGAGUUGCGGAUUUGUCAAAACUUCGCCAGGAACGGAUGAGGGAGAUCACUCUACGGAAUAAGGAGAAGGAGAGGAUGAGGGAGCGUGAGCGGGAGGCCAGGGAGAGAGAGGCCCGCUACAGUAAUGGGCAUCUGUUCAACACCCUCACCGUGAGUGGAACCACACUCUGCUCUGCCUGCAACAAGAGCAUCACGGCCAAGGAGGCCCUCAGCUGCCCCACCUGCAAUGUCACCAUCCACAAUCGCUGCCGAGACACCCUGCCCAACUGUGUCAAGAUGAAACAGCGGCAGCAGAAGCUGGCUCUGGUGCGGAACACCUCGGCCUACAGUGGAACGGUUACGCUUCGGAACAAAACACACUUGAAAGAGCGGCCUAGCUCGGCCAUCUACCCGUCCGACAGCCUCCGCCAAUCUCUGCUCGGCCCUCGCCGUGGGCGGUCUUCCAUCCUGCUCUCCAAGAGUGUGUCCACCAAUAAUAUUGCAGGAACACUGAAUGACGACUCUCCCUUGGGGCUACGAAGGAUCUUGUCUCAAUCCACAGACUCUCUAAACUUCAGGAGUAGGACCAUGUCUAUGGAAUCAUUAAACGAUGAGGGAGAGCUUUUCUACGCCACCAUGCUGGACGAGCUAGAGAUUGAGGGUCGGGACUUUCAGGCCGACUCCUGGAGCAUGGCCGUGGACUCCGCCUACCUACAAGCCCACCGCAAAGAUGUCAUCAAGAGGCAAGACGUCAUCUACGAGCUGAUCCAGACGGAGCUGCACCAUGUGCGCACACUGCGGAUCAUGGAUGGUGUGUUCCGCCGGGGCAUGCUGGAGGAGGUGCGGCUGGACCAGGGCGUGGUGCACGCCCUCUUCCCCUGCCUGGAGCGUCUGCUGGCGCUUCACACCCGCUUCCUCACCCAGCUGCUUGCCCGACGACAGCACUGCCUGCAACAGGCCGGCACACGCAACUUUGCCAUCCACCACCUCAGUGACAUCCUCCUCCAGCAGUUCUCAGGUCAGUGCGCUGAUGAGAUGAGGAAGGCCUAUGCUGAGUUCUGCAGUCGACACUUAAAGGCUGUUAAACUGUACAAAGAGCUACUGGCCCGAGACAAGAGGUUCCAGUAUUUCAUACGGAGGGUAAGCAAAGGUCCUUUGUUACGUCGUCAUGGUUUCCCAGAGUGCACCCUGCUGGUCACUCAGCGCAUCACUAAAUACCCUGUCCUGGUCCAGCGCAUCCUUGACAACACCAAGGACAGCCCGGACGAGGUGGCGGGGCUGGCGCACGCCCUGGCCCUCAUACGGGAACUGCUGAGCGCCGUGGACCAACAGGUUAUGGAACUGGAGUGCACGCAGCGGUUGCAGGAGAUCCGCGCCAGGCUGGACGCACGUGCCGAGGCCAAACUGCGCUCUGGCGCCCUCUUCAGGCCUGCUGAGCUGUUGCGCAGGCAGCUCAUCUACGAGGGCACACUGCUGUUGAAGACACCCAGCUCCAGGCUCAAAGAUAUUCAAAUUCUACUAAUGACUGAUAUAUUAGUCUUCCUUCAGGAGAAAGAUCAGAGAUACAUAUUUGCCAGUUUGGAUAAGUCUGCAGUGGUCUCCCUGCAGCACCUCUUGGUGAGAGACAUAGCCAACCAGGAGCGAGGACUGUUCCUCAUCAGCAGUGAGUUCGGCCCACCAGAGAUGUACGAGCUCCAUGCUGCUUCCAAAGAUGACAGAAACACCUGGAUACGACACAUACAGCUGGCUGUCAGCAGCUGUCCCUCCAGGGAGGAGUUCCCACUCAUCGAAACGGAGGAUAAGGCUUUGUUGCGGAGACUGAAAGCCGACAUCCAGCAGAAGGACAGGGAGGUGCUGGAGCUGCUCCAGGAGCGCGUCACCCUGUUCUCGGACCUCGCCGAGGUCAUGGGAGGUCACGAGGUCAUGCCACCUCCCAACUCCAGGAACUUGUUCCGCGCCGACACACCUCAGGCGCCACGAGGGGAACAACUGCUCACUCAGGCUGUCUCCGAGGUGGACAGGCUGACCGAGCUGUUGUUGGGAUCCUGCCUCGAAGUUCCCAUAUCCCGCAGUCUCAAUGGCCUUCACAAUCACACAGGGGCGCUACUUAUCAAUGGACAAGAGCUGCUAGUUAACGGCACCCAGGAGACAGCAGCUUCUCAGGAUGGGAAUGGGAAUGAAAUGGAGGACAGGACACCGAGUGAGGAGGUAUCCCAGAGGUUGGUGAAUCUCAGUGCUCAACUCCACGCUCUGCAGGGCGCAGUGAUUCGGCAGGACUCGGUCUUAGAAUUCUACCUACAUGAGACCUCCAUGUCCCUGGCAGCGUGUGGGACCAGGACCACACGCUCACUGUCCCGCGAUGGAGUCGGCGAAGUGGGCUCGGUCGGUGAGCUAGCCCUGCUACAGAGGCAGCACAGUCUCCUCCAGGAGGAGCUUGUCCGCCUGAGAGUGGCAGAAUGCAGGCUGAAGGACAGCGAAAAGGCAAGAGUCCAACUCGAGAAACAAUUAAGAGACCUGAAGUCCAGCAGCACUGCCCUGGGGGAAAGUACGGGAACUGCAACCUCACAGGCCCCUUCCCAUCGCAAAGAGAGCGAGACUGACCUAAACACGGACACACCACUGGCUAGCCAGGCAUCUAUGGACCAAUCAGACUGCCCGCAGGACGGCAGCGACAUAGAUGUAGAUGUGAUCUCUGAUGAUGACGACGAUGAUGACGACGAUUUGAAGGUGUCCCCUCGUUCAGAAAGCCCGAGAGAUCUGCAAGACAUUCCAGAGGAGGGCGAGUCAGCCUCAGAAUCCCGGGAGCGAGACGUCUCGCACUGCUGAUGGUCUGCCUACACCUGCAACUUGGAAGUUGCCUUUGGUCUAUCUUAAUAGACCUGUCCAAAAUCUGCUGAACCACAAGACAUGAGCAAGUCUUCCUCCAAUUUCCAAAGGAAGAACCUAUAGCUAUUGAUAUUACAUUAAUCAUAUGUAUAUUUGAUUGUCAAGUGAUUUUCUUUUUUUAAUAGCUCUUCUGUGACAAUAUUUGACUUUGUAUUAUUUGACAUUUGUUUGUUUCUUUGGAAUACAGUUUUUUGGCAUUUUGACGUGAGUGGGGACCGAUAAGACUGUCAGAGAAGUAUGAUUGACAACAGGCUUGUAAGAGUGACGGGACAUAUGAUGAAACUAUACACUUCAUAUUGCAUGAAAUGUACAGUGCUAUCAUACGAACACACAAAGCAGCCAAACCUGAUAUUUGCUAAUGGAACGGAAUGAACCGAAGUUUCAGCAUGUACCAAGUAAAGGCAUAGUGACCAUGCACUGUCUCAGAGGUUGUGAUUUCUGCCACAUCUAGACCUCACUCUUCAGUAAUGGUGAAAGUCUUGUGUGUCACAAACAUUUUGCUGUAGGAACUGAAAUGUAAUGUUUUUUCAUUGCUCAUUCAAUUUAUUUAUUCUUCUUUCACUAAAGUAGAAAGGUUGACAAGCUUUCAAACAUUUUCAAGAAAAACAUACAAGGGGCAGGAACAAAUGCAACAGAUCCUUGAACCAAACGUAUGUACUGCACUUAAAGUACAAAACAAAAAAUGCAAACCUGUUUGCAGUGAGGAAAAGCACACGUUUCCAUACACUAAUGGAGUUACAGCUGUCCAGAGGCAUAAGGACUCACUACGGUGUAGAUAUUUUGCUGGUCGUUUUACACCCUGAACACAGGCGCAUUCAUAUGUUUACAUUUCAUUUGCUAUUUUUAGCUUGUAUAUACAAGAAUUAUUUGCUAAAAUGACCUCAUUGUCAAAACCCUUGCUGAUUUACUUCCAUGGUUAUUUCAGGGUUUUUUCUUGUAUUCUGUGCUGGUUCAAAUGUUUGACUUUGAGUUUCCAAUUGUAUAAUUUGCUGCUUGGUCUGCAUCAGAAUAGAUAAUCUAUCUUAAAAUGUGAUUUCAGGAAGAAAAUGCAGGAAUUGUCAGUUUGUAGACAGAUUCUUCCUAUUUUGAAAGUAAGCACAAUGUAUCUAUUUACCUACAAAUGAAAGAGUUUGUAUAGAAACUGAAGAAAUAUUGACAUGAUUAAAUAUUUUUAAAAAACUAUUAUAACUCAAAAAAUAUUGUUACAUAUUUCAGAAUUAAAGAUGUUGUACUAUUGGAUAAAUACAAUUCACCUAUAAAUGG
Electrophorus electricus (electric eel) is the source of this 4366-nucleotide messenger RNA. RefSeq names its product Rho guanine nucleotide exchange factor (GEF) 2a (gene arhgef2a). Gene Ontology annotation, molecular function: microtubule binding; guanyl-nucleotide exchange factor activity. The record is from RefSeq and is a predicted model, not a curated record. Gene Ontology annotation, cellular component: cytoskeleton; ruffle membrane. NCBI's taxonomy places the organism in Eukaryota, Metazoa, Chordata, Actinopteri, Gymnotiformes, Gymnotidae. Gene Ontology annotation, biological process: cell morphogenesis; positive regulation of neuron differentiation; regulation of Rho protein signal transduction.